Elgaria multicarinata webbii is the source of this 11863-nucleotide messenger RNA. RefSeq names its product crystallin beta-gamma domain containing 3 (gene CRYBG3). Bases 50 to 7642 code for a protein of 2530 amino acids. Gene Ontology annotation, molecular function: structural constituent of eye lens. The record is from RefSeq and is a predicted model, not a curated record. Gene Ontology annotation, biological process: lens development in camera-type eye; visual perception. The transcript has 22 exons. Lineage: Eukaryota; Metazoa; Chordata; Lepidosauria; Squamata; Anguidae.
CCAAGCCGUAAGGGAGGGAGGCAGCCCCGGUCUUCUCCCACUGCCGGAGAUGUCCGGCGGGAGUAGCCGGAGGAGAACCGGCUCCUCAUGGCACAGCAGCUUCUCCCGACUUUUCAGCAGGAGCCCCUCCAAGGAACAGGAGGAAGGGGCCAAAGCAGCCUCUCAGCGAGAGUGCGGACACAGCUCUGAAACUAAGAAAAAUGAAACUUCAAGUGUUGUAUAUCAGAGAAAGGAAAGCAACCCUCUUCCGGAGUUAUUAAAGAUUUCAGUCUGUGAAAAUAAAAACCUCUCUACUGAAGAGCUGAACAGGUCCACCACUCAAGAGGAAUUAAAGAAAGCUAGUAGCCUUCCUAGUUUGGCUCAUGAAAGCAAAACUGUUAAUACUGACAGGCAGUCCAAAGAAGGGUUUUUCCAGUAUCUUGGGAAUUUAUUUGGUAUUGCUUCAAAAUCGUCCUACACGGAAACUGAGCGAUCCACCCUUGGAGAUAAACAGAACAAAACUGGAAAAGACUUUUCAUGUCUAGCUAACCAUCAGGAAAGUGGACAUACGGAGCACCGCCAACCAGAAAUAUUUGUCAUUUCAACUUCUGGAACUGAGCAGAGAGUGUCAAACAAAAAUGAAGACAUUAACUUUGUUAAAAAUACCAGUUCUGGCUCACAGGAUUUACAGAAAGCACAGGAGCAAUCUGAUGAAGCAUCCAAAAAAUCACAAUGUGAGCUGGGUGCACCCGCAGUUACUUAUGCAACCUAUCGAGGCUCUGCUAGAAUUAAGCAGUUGCUUAAGAAACAAGCAGAAUUGGAGCAAGAAGAAACCCCCACCAGCAUUAAUAGUUCUACUGAAAAAACCAAAGAAAAUCCGACCAUAAAUCUUUCAAACUUAGAAACUACCACAACAAAAACAAAAUCCUCAUUAAAGAAUUCAAAUCAUGACACUAAAGAUGAUAAAAAGGAUUCACAAGCAAACAUAUUUUUGGAAGAAAUGGACUUGGGGAAAAAUACCCAGGCUGCCUUGGAUAGUAGUGAACCCAAAGACCUGACAUUGUUGACAGAAAUGGAAACUAUCAAAAAUUGCAUUGAAGAACUAGUUUCUGUGAAAUGUGCAUCAGUUUCCAGCACACCAGAACUUAGUAGGAACCUUUUGUUGGAGCCAGUAUUGUUGCCAAAGGAAGCCAGUCCUAGUUGCCAGAAUAUAGAUCCUGUUAAAAUGUGUUCAGAAAAUAGCAGUUUGGUUGAAAAGAGAGAGGAGGUGUUAGGAGAAACACAAAUCCAGCUUCAGUCAAACAAUGCUACUAUUGUUGGUGUUCAGAAAGGAAUUCAUUCUUGUACUUUUUCUUACACAGAAACAAAAGAUACAAUUGAACAUGACUUUUCAUCUCAUUCCAAAGUGGACUCAACUGACAGUGAGAAACAAUUGCUAGAUGAUAAAUGUUCAUGUAAUAGUUGGACUGAGGAUCAGCUCAAAUUAAAAUCGGCUAACCAAACCUUGUACUUGACUAGGACAAUUAGUACUGGGGAGGCAGUUAACAGGGUACUAAAUAGAAAUAAAGACUCACACACAAAUGUGGCAACUGAACAGAAGGAACAAAGCCUGCAAAUUGUUUCACCAAAUGCACACUUGCCUCUCCGUGAACAAAGAGAUAGAGAAGAAUUAGUGUUAAUUUUGCAGGAUGUAGACUGCAACAAGACUGAUAAAGUGACUGCAGUAAUUGAUCUACCUACUGCAGUCCAACCCUCGGAAACUGUUAAAGAGGUAGACAUACUUAGCAAGAAUGGUCCAGAGAGUGAAGAAGCCACAGAGUCAGUGAUACUUAAAGGUAUACAAAACAGUCCUAAUGUCUCCAUGACUUCUGAGACUGAAACUAGUACUUUUGCCACACAUAUGCCUGCUGUGCAAUUUGACCAUAAUGCUAUUGAAGUAAGCAAUACCAACACUACUCUGUUAGCUGUUGAAUAUGAAAAUGUGGAGUCCCAUGUGCCAUGUACUUCCUUAGAAAUGGAAGAUGUCAGCAUUGCCAAAGCUGUGGCACCUGUGGAUGAUGCCCCGCAAAGCCUUGAGGCUAAACAUGACAGCUGCCAUCAUUUUGCCAAGGAAGGUGAGAAUGAAACUCUGAUCAAAACAUCAAACAAUUUAGAUGUUUCCCUUCCUCCCCUUGAAGGCAAAAUCAAGCCCCUUGAAAUGGAAAAAACAAGGCUUAUAAACAACACAGGAUCUGCUACCAUGGUCAAACCUAUUCCCCCACCUCUUACACCGACAGAAGUUGUUACAAUUAAGAACCUAGUUUUAUCUGCAAGACAAAAUGAUCCAUUGGUUUAUGAAAUGAAAAAUCAUUCUGAAGCUAAGAUAGCUGCGCCUGCUAGUGAAACUAAAGAUGUCUUCACAGUGUCUCCUUCUAAAGAUGUGUGCUUGCCAAAGGGCUCUCCAAUUGUUGUAGAAUCAGAAAAGAAAAGUUCUUCACCACUUCUUUUUUCUCCUUCACUACCUGCCUUGAUAAGUAAUUCUUUCAUCAUUGAAGAUAGUCCCCAAAUGGAAGAUGCUAUGUCUAAACCUGUGCCUAAUUCUGAAGAUCAGUGUUUGUUGGAAGCUUCAUGUUCUUCGACUGAUAAACAGGAAAGUUCUAACCAAUCUGUGAGAACUCCAGCUGUAGUUAGUUCUGCAGAGGCUACCUAUGACAACAUGUGUUGUGAUAACAUCCAAGUUAUCACAAAGUCAGGGGGACCUUGGAGCCCUCAUUUUGCUGCUGAAACUGAGGAUUCAGAUAAAAUUUCUGAUGCCUUUCUGGAAUCCAGAAACAUGCUUAAAACUAAGAUUAGCUCUGAUGCUACUGAAAUAGCUGAUACUAGAAGAAAGUUUUUGCCAUGUUCUGAAGAAAUGAAAGAUAGGACUGGAUCUUGUUCAUUAGACCCAAGAUCCAUGCUGGCAAAAGAGAACCUUCCUGUUCCUGAAAAUUUGUACACUUGCAAGCCUGCUUCUCCUCCUUUCUUGAAAGACAUCUCAAAACUUUGUUCUCCAGACUAUGAAACAAUAGAUGUUAAUCUUGUUGAAGAAAACAAUUCCAUUCCUAUUAAUUCUGAAGAUGAUGUGGGCAAAGUGUCAUCUAAUCAUAAAUUAAAUUGUCUACCAUCUAAGUCAACAUCUGAAGCCGCUUACUCAGACCCAUUAGUGGCCUCAAUUGCCUAUGAUGUGGAAGCUAUAGAACCUGUGAAGAUGAUGUUAGGAAUGCCUUUCACUACACAGCAGAGCGAAGAGGUGCACAGAACUCCUUCACAGCAAUUAAAUCUUCACUAUCUUGCUGCUGCUACUGUAAAAAACCCUGCUGAAGAGGAUGAUCAAGCAAUUACUGCCUUGUUUACAACAUCUAGCAGCCCAUUUUUUGAGGAACCAUUGAAAGAUGUUGAAACAGGAAAACAAGUACAAAUUAAAUCCCAAGACUUAACUGUUUUGUUUAAAAAGGCUGAUGAAAUAGUUGAUGCAAUUCUGCAUUUAGCCAUAGAAGAAAUAAGAUCAAAGCAAGCAUCUGGUGUCUGCCAGACUAAUGACAUUAAGGACAAUUUAUUAGGGACCAGCCUUCAAAAAGAUCAGAAAACUAGAAAAAUGCUGUCAGAAUCAAAAGAAAUCCAGUCAUGGAACUCAUCAUUAAAACAUUUUAAUGAGAGCUGUAUCAGAAAGAUUUCUGGAGGUAAAGGGAAAGACACACUUGGCACAGAUAUUCAAGAUGAAAAGAUACCAUUUGACAUUACUGAUAAAAUUGACCUACAUAGUUCAAUAGCAUUAAAAGCAAAAGAAAUAAUUGAUGAUGUUAUUAAUGCAGCCAAACAAAAACUGACGUAUAAUCAGCACGAGGACCAUCUGAGCAAGGUUACUUCCCAGAAUAUAAACCUUGGUUCUAAAGCUGAAGCAUUAGAGAGACCUACCACUGAAACUGAAUUCAGAGCUAAGCUUCCCAAAAUAAUUGAAAAACCCUUGAAUUUAGGUCCAGCUGCAAUACAGAAGAUAAUCAGUGAAGGUGAAGUAGCAAACUCCUCAGCACCUUUGUAUAUUAAUUCUAAAGAAGUCAUCAAGGAGGAUAUGGCUGGAGAAAUUGUAGCAAAUAAUGCAUUUUCAUGCCAAAAAAAUGGAGAUGAAUGGUCUGAUCCCACAGCUAACCUAGAAUCCAGUCCAGCAGAAAUAACUAAUGGCAAAAACAAUAAAGGUGUUAAUAGCACUACAAAUGUGACAAGUGCUGGUGACAACACUAGUAACUUGUCACCUGAUAAUAAGUCUGAGAGUGCCUUAAAUGCAACAAAUGAAGAGACUGAAGAGCAGUCCUCAUCAUGUCCAUUUGUGCCACUAAAUGUACUAACCUUUAACUCAGAUGAUGAUACAUAUACCUGCAUUUCUAGCAGAUUCAAAGGUGAAUGUGGAUUCUUGGGUUCACUUGAAAGUAAUCUAGGGAAAGAUUUGUCUAAAUAUAUUUUUAAAGAAGAUGAGGCUGCUGCAGUUGUAGGAGAGGAGCCACUUAAACAAUAUUAUGAAAUAGACAGUAACACGGGCUACGGAAAUAUGAAGAAAGCUUGCACAGUGCCAGAAGAUAAAAACAGAUCUGGAACCCAGUUCAGUUCUGAAUCGUCUGUCAUGGGUAGCUCAGCAAAGAUUAGUUUGAAUUUGGAUUUUGCCUAUGAGGAAAAAGCAAGGAUUGAGCCUGGUUUUACUACGCCCAAAGAAUAUGUGGAUGCUGCUGCCGAUGGAGAUGGAGCUUUUUCUCCAUCAGAGGAGUGGGAAGGCAAUUCUUCCUUCACUAUUUUGUAUGAAGGUUCUCUUCAAGAUGAAAGCUAUUAUUUUUCAACAGAAGAACCAGAGCAUCCCUUAACCCUUUCUGACUUCUCCCUGGAUAAUAACCGGCAUCUUUUGAUGUCUGCAACAGCACAAGGCAAAUGUGAGUCUGCACACCUGUAUGAAGAAGGUGACCAAUUCAAUAAGAUGCUAGACAACACUUGUUCAGAAUCAUUCUUGACAGUAGAGGCAAAGCGAUACAGGGUUUAUCCUUUCUCUUUGUCUCCUAUAUAUGAAGAUGACAGUUCUCAAGAGGACUUGCUAUCCACUGAUAUCUCACCCAGAAAUCCUAGGGAAAAAUCAAGAGACAGCCAAUCCUUAUCUGUCUUAUCGCUUCUGCAGUCAGUGUCUGAACGGCUACAAUCUAGUAACCAGUACAAUGAAGAUGAAGAAGAGGAGCUUUGUGAAGAAAACGAACAGGAUGAAAAAGAAGCCGAUGUAUUCAGCCACUGGCCAAGCAACUCAAAAACUGCCAAGCCAGAGAACAUUUAUGAGAGGAAUUUGUCUUCUAGACACUCAAAUUUUCUUUCUAAGGAAGCGCUUAGCACAGAUGAGGCCUUAUCUUUUAGUUCAGCAUAUUCAGCUCAGCUUUUACAAAAAUCUGAUCCAAUCAUGAAGUCUUUUUCCAAGAGUGUAUAUCAUGAAUCUUUGCAGAGUUCAAGAAGUUAUUCAGGUGAGAAGGGAACCAGAUUUGGAAGCAUCUUGUUGCCAAAGGAUCAGCAGCCAGAAAGUAAUGAUAUGCAAAAACUGGCAACAUUUCAAGUGUGUCCUGUUGACAGGGAAACACUCAAAUGCAAUCCAAGACCGGGAAAAAUGGUUAUUUGUGAUGUUCAAGGUAACACAAAUAAACAUGAAAUUUAUCAUGAUGUGGUGGAUGCUUCAGCCUGGGUGUUUUCAAAAGAAGCAUUGAUCAGAGUUGUAAGAGGAUGCUGGCUUCUAUAUGAGAAACCAGGAUUCCAAGGUCAGACAUAUGUUGUAGAAGAAGGAGAGAAGAUGCUGAAUGAUAUCUUGAACCCUCACAGUGAGAAACAUCAAGGAAACCUCACAGUUGGUUCAAUAAGGCAAAUAGUGAAGCAUUGCAGCAUUCCUGAAAUUGAACUUUACCCACAAGGUGGCCCAGAUAAUUUUCCUAUCUGCAUUCAGAGCGCAAUUGCUGAUGUGGAAGAACUAGAAGUCAAAAAUCUUACCCUUUCUGUGAAAGCAGGAGUAUGGCUUGCCUAUUCGGAUGUUAAUUAUAAAGGAGAAGUAAUAAUUCUGGAAGAAAAUCACAACCCAUGUGAAAUUUCAGCAGCUGAUGUAAAAUCUCUUUAUCCAUUGAAAAUGGGUAGCCUAAAGGUGCAGAUGCCUAUGAAUAUUAAGGUACUGAUAUAUGAGAGACCACACUUUGGAGGAUGGUGUAAAGAGCUUUCUGAAAAUAAUGAUUGCAUUCCAAUGCUCUUUGAAAAUGCUGGUGAUUUCCAGGGAAUUCGAUCGAUACGUGUCAUUGGUGGAAUAUGGGUUGGUUACGAAAAGGAACGCUAUAUAGGUCAGCAGUAUCUGCUUGAGGAAGGAGAAUAUGAAGACUGGCAGUCGUGGGGUGGGGUGAGCAGCGUCCUGCUGUCUCUUCGGUUUUUGCAAGCUGAUUUUAUGGAAUCUGAAAUAACACUUUUUGAAACUGAUGAGGAAAACGGAAAGUUGUUGAACAUUGUCAAUCAAGAAAUUCCUGAUUUGGAACAGGCUGGGUUUGGCCUAGUAACACGAUCAAUUAACGUGAAGAGUGGAGCGUGGGUUGUCUAUCAGCAGAAGUACUUCUGUGGAGAGCAAUAUAUAUUGGAGAAAGGAAAAUAUAAAUGUUUUUUUGACUGGGGAGGACCUAAUGAAAUUAUCAUGUCAAUCCGUCCUAUUAAGUUGGAGCCACUAGGAAAUCAUGAACCCAUACACUGGAUUAAAGCUUUUAGUAACACACAUUUCCAGGGAUCAUGUGUAGAAUUUACAACAGAAAUUGCUGACUUUGCAUCAUUCACACCUUGUUCUUUUAAAGUUCUACGGGGAUGCUGGUUGCUACAUUACAAGGAGAAAACUGAUGACGAUCAUUGUGUACUGGAAGAAGAUCUCUACCCUGACCUUGCUUCCUGUGGCUGUCCAGCAGAAGCAGUCAAGUCCCUUAAGCCUGUUGAAUAUGUUUUUGCGGAGCCUUUCAUCAGCCUUUUUGCUUUGGAGAAUUGUGAAGGCAGAGAGCUGCACUUCCAAGAAGCUGUCAGUUCAGUUCUGAAUAAGGAUCUUCACUUUCUUACGCAGUCUGUGUGGGUGAGGAGUGGACUAUGGAUUGCAUAUGAAGGAUGUAAUUUCUUAGGGAAGCAAGUUCUCCUCGAACCCAGCAAGAUUUCAAACUGGACUCAGUUUAGAGGCUGGAAAGCAAUUGGCUCCCUUCGUCCUGUAAAGCAGCCAGCAGUAUACUUCAGAAUAAAAAACAGAUCCCAAGAUAAAUACCUGACAGUUGCUGGGAAUCUAAUGGACGCAAGAGCUGCAUCAGUAUGCCUUUCCCCAUCAAAUGGCAAGAAUACUCAGAUUUGGAGCUACAAGUCUGGUCUCAUCAAGUCCAAGGUUAAUGAUGCUUGCCUUGAUGUUAUUGGAGGCAGAGAUGUACCUGGAGCCAAAGUAGCAUUGUGGGUAGAGCAUGGGAAGGCAAGACAGAAAUGGACCCGCAACAAAGAUGGGACUAUCAGCUCAUACCUCCGUGAUCAGCUUGUUCUUGAUGUCAAAGGAGGAUAUUAUUAUGAUAGGAACCACAUCAUUGUAAACCAACUUGAUACCAGUGAAUGCACUCAGAAAUGGGACUUUGAAAUAUUGUGAUAGUGUCUCACCACUACAAAGACAUUUAGAAACGUGGACCAACAUGGCUAAAACACUGUUGAACGAACUACUGAAGUCACAGAACACUGGUGCAUGUUAUAGAAUCCACCUAACUAUGCCAGCAGGAGAUUUAAAAAAUGUAAAAUGUUUUGAAUCUUUAAGCACACAAUCCUAUGCAUGUUUAGACAUGGCUGGCUGAGGAAUGCCUGAAAUUGUAGCACUUUUUCUGUCUAAACAUCCAUAGGAUUGUGUCCUAAAUAGGCUAUGGAAAGCUAGCUCUGCUGUCUAGUUUAUGCCUGUGAACAAAUGUAUGAAGGUAGGGAAUGGAGUAUACAGCACGAAGUUCUUUUAAGCAAUAACCAACACCAGAUGUUACAAUGGUGACUAUACAGACUUUCUCUACGUAUUAAUUUUGUGUUCCUGUUAAAAAAAAAACAACUAGUUCUUUAACCUUUUACCUCAUGACGUAAGAGCUAGUGAGGACAACUUGCAAAAGGUUGACCUGAAAUGUGUCUCCUAUUAUCUGCCAUUUUUAAGCUGAAGUAUUUUGACUAUUGCACUAUUUUGUCUUAUCCAAAUAUCUUCCUCUUUUAGAAAACUUAAAGUGUUUUUUGCCUCAGGUAAUUUUCGUAAUUGUACAUUGCGGUCACUAUACUUCUUGGGGUCUAUAUCUAAAGAAACUCGAAAUGGAGAUAAAACUAAAUGCUAUGAGAAUUUUAUGUUACAAAGGCAAAUCAUUUCAUGUUAAGCUUACAGUGAAUUCUCUACUCUCAAGAAUAUUCUACUCUUAAAAAACUGCAGGAGAAUUUAUGUAAAACUUGCAGUGACAGGUUUCAACUAUUUGCUAAAAUUAGAAAUGCUAGAGAACAUACCUCCACAGAGGUCUGACAUGGUGAAAUGUUUCUAAUUAACUUUUGUCUAGCAACUCUUUCUAUUGGUUAAAAGAAUGGAUUGAAUUAGUUAUCUCCACGAGAAAUGAACAAAUCUAUCUGAAUAUUUCACAAACCCAUACCGUAUUUACUUAAGAUGCAAUGAAUGACACACACACCCAAUUUAAAUUGCAAAUGUAUUGCAAGUUAUGUGUUGCUUUAGUGGUCUAAACACAAUGAGAAAGGGCCCAACAAGUUAGCGAGGGAAUUACUGACUGGAUCACCCACCCUUUAAUUUUUAUUUAAAAGUAGCCCGAAUGGGAUAGGAGCAGCAGUAGUGAUAUGUAUGUGUUUAAUUAAUUAUUCCUCUAGUGCUGUUUUUCCAAUGUAAGUGACAUUCAUGUAGGCAACACCACUAUUUGCUUCACAGCAUAUCUGGGGGGGGGGGGGGGGUGAGGGGGGGAGAGAUACAGUAAAUCAAGAAAACUGCAUGAGGGGAAAGGAUUAAAAACGCAGCCCCUGCAGGACUGCUGCUCCUAUCCAGUUCAGGGGGCCUCAACAGGUGUUUGUCAAUGAAAAAUAAGUUGGGAGAGAUCACAGAUUUCCCAUUUAAUAUGUAGUUUGGCCCUGAGUGAUCAUGGAGUGAUUCUCAUAUGAUAACUGGAGCUGUCAUUUGAGGGUAUAAAACUGUGAUUUAUAUUUAAUGAUGGAUCACUAUGAAAAAUCAUGAGGUGAAAGGUCUACUCGCUGUGGCCACGAUCCAGCCAAAGAUAGAUUUAAAUAUUGUUUAGCUCCCUAAGGCUCCUGGGAAUAAUCCCUAUUAAAUUCGAGAUUUCUGAGCAGAGAAAGAUAGGAUUGCACUGCUGGUGAUUAGCUUUGAGUGGAUUGUGCCAUGUAUUUAACAAAUGCUCCUCCCUAAGGAAGUUAUUAAAGUCAGAACACUAAAACAGUCAGAUAAACUUACCAUAUCUUAUCAUGUAGUUCAGCCACAAGCAAAUCAACAUGAGACAUACAUACAUGUUGAAUUGCUCUCUAAUUUCCUUGAGUUGUAUCAGCAGUAUCUGUACAGUUUUAUCCUAUGCAGUUUUUUAAAAAAAAAUAAAUAAAAAAUACAACCUUUAUAUAUGAGUUUUUAGAGGACUAUCGAAAAAUUGUUCAUACCUCCUAAUGUAAAGGCCUAAGAAAACACCAGUAGAAAUGAAAUUCAGACUUGGCUCUCCACCUUUAAAAGAACUUUUCCUCAUUCCAGCAAUAAGCAUUGUUUUAGACAAGUAAGUUGUGGUUUAAAGCACUAGUUCACAGUGUAACACUAAAGGUGUGGAACUUACAGCUCUUCACACUAGUCACACAGUGAACAGCCAGGUCUGCUUGUGUGGAGUUUGGUUUUGGUUUUAAAAGCAAAAUUUUGUUGAUUGGUUUCCUUGGCAGGGAAUGGGCAAUGGGGACUGAAUUUUGUGUAAUUCAUAGUUUGCAAAGGGCUUCAUUUAUGCCACAUCAGCUGUUUCAUUGGAAAGGAGAACCGCAUGCUGAGUAUCUGUACGUGUGGUUCUCUAGCCAGGUGGGAAUAUGCACAUAAAAAUUAAAUUGCGCAUUUCCUCAAGCUGGAUCAGCGUUCUUGUGUUCAGUAUUAUUAAAAGUAUGGGGUUUCAGUGUAUCUUAAAUGUGUUUUUGGAAAUAAAUGGAAUCAAAAAAUUAGCUAAAACCAAAAGUGCACAAUUAAUUAUGCUUCUCGGCUUUUUUUCAACUGCAGAUUACCACCAGGAAGAAGCAAAUACUUUUUUAAAAAAUCUCUAUUUUUUUUAUGCAGAUACAGCUUUAUUAAUAUAUUAAGACAAACUUACUUAAGGGCUUAAACCACAACUCAGCUGCAUUGUGCCAGCAACCACAAAGCAGAAAGCCCCAGACACAGACACACAGGUUCUGGAGGUAUAGAGCUCCACAAGCCAUAAAACUACUGUCACUGGCUGGUUGGAAGAGCUGCAACAGCUGCUAAUUUGAAACAGGCCACCUUGAGUCACAAGCUGUUGCAAUAGCUCCUCCUCCCCCAAUAAAAGCAGCUCUGCAGUCUUCAGAUCCUAAAGUAGGAAUGGGGAAUGUAUUGGACUGCAGCUCACAUCAUCCUUCACCACUGGCUAGGGCUGAUGGGAAUUGCAGUCCAACAUCAGGAAGACAAUACCUUCCCCACCCCAUCCUAAAGUAAGCCUAGUUUUUCUAGAGCUACAGGGGCCAUGUCAGGUGCAGUGUUGCACAGGUAGUGGAUUUCACCCUAAUAGCACUUUAGAUUGUAAAAUAAAUCAUGUAUUUAGUUUUUACACUUGUAUUGUAUUAUUUUUAUGUAUCUAGGAACUUUAAAUGUAUUUUCAUCUGAAGCACUUAUUUAAUUUUCUGUACAUUACUAUAUCAAGCAAGCAACUUUUAAAUACAUUUAAUAAUAUGCCUUUUUUAAACUUUACGCUUUCGAGCUUAUGUAAAAUCCAGUCAAGAUGAUUUCAUCUGGUGUAUCAGUGUUAAGUAAACAAUGGUGCAAUUCUAUGCAUGUUUGGACUGGAAAAAAGCUCUGCACCUCCCAGCAUUACCCAGCCAGCAAUGCUGGGAGAUGUAGGACUUUUUUUGGUCUGAAGAGGCAUAGGGUUUACAACCUAAGAUAGAAAUCUCAUACCUACUUAUCUGAGAGAAAAGACUAUUGAAAUCAACGGGACUUGCAUCUCACUAGACAUGCUUUGGAUUGCAGUGCACGGCUAUAAUCCUAAACACACCCAAUUGAAUAAACACAAUUCCUAGAAAACAGGCAUAAGCACAGCAGUCUUUUAGGACAUGAUUUAGUCUUACCACAGACAUGACUCCCAUAUGUGACAAAUUCUCAUAGACUUAAUAGAGCCCCGUUUGCCUUUUUCUCUACUGGAUGAGGCAAUGGCCUAUUAUGGGGUGGAGGCGGGACAACAUCAAGCCUUUUCAUGAACUCACUGCAAGUUACUGACAGUUUGAAACACCAGUAACUUACCUGCAGCAGAGGGAGGGUCAGUGGCUGAAACAGGGCUUUAGUGAAGCCAUGGGGGUAUUUCCAUGCACAAGCCUUGCAUCCAAGUUUAAUGAAACAUGGCAAUUGGAAUCUGUAUGUCUAUUAUAUUAGUGUUGUAGGGAAAAUAGGAAGAUAUUUUUUUUUAGCUGCUUCAUUUUGUAUGAUCUCAAAAUGCAAUAUUCUUUUAAAAAUAAUGCAACAAAGGGGUUAAGAAAAAACCUGAAGAUUAGAAUACCAGUUGCCACAUUUUUGACUAAAAGUGACCUUAUAUAUAGUGUAUAUAGAUGACGUUGCUCUGUGCCACAGAAUUAAAAAUAAAAUACUAUCAGCAUU